GAUGACUAUUCUGGUUGUACUGUCGUGUCAAUAGUUUUGUUUAUACUGUGAGUUAUGAUCGAUAAGCAAUCAAGUCGGUUGAUUUUAAUUUUUUGAUAUUUUAUAUUUUUAUAACAAUCCGUUUGAGAUAAAACUGUUUUGUUGAUUGCUCGUCGUGCACUCGAUUGUUUAUCAUCCUUUUGGUUUUUUGUAUACUACUCUUUCAGUUGUGAGUCGCCGUCCGUCCGUUAUUAACUGCUUUUUAAUCUGCUGAAAAAUGGCCCAAAAUUUCCAGAGCAUACCACUGGACAGUGUCGAAUCGGUAAUAAAUUAUAAAUUAUUAUUUAUGUGUUUUUAAAUUUGAUUAGGUUAUUUUGUAAAAACGAUAUUUACAAAUACUCGGUGACCAGCCGUUUCAUAAUAAAAGGAGCAAAAUCAGUUUGACAUUUCAGUUUUUACCAUAAAUUUUCAAAAUUCCUACUAAAACCAUUAUUGAGGUGUUUUUGGCCACAUUCGUUAUAUUAAAUGUAUUAUUUUUUUUAAAAUAAGUCAUUAAUUUUUGACUAAUUUUGUAAAAAAAAAUAUAUAAUAAUAAUUUAUUAAAAAUUAAAUAUUUCUACUGUGCUUUUAUUUGUUAAGAGUGUGAUAGAAAUUACUAAUAUUUAGACAUUCAUUUUUUUUCAACAAAAAAUAAUAAUUAAUAAGUUACAAGGAAACUGUGUAUACAAUGUGAUCAAUUCAUCUAUAACCCUGUUGAGUUCUUGAAGGGUGAAGUGAAUUUGAUAUCUGUUCUUUUUUUAAUCUUUUUUGGGAUUGUUAAUUUUUGAGAUUUUUGAAGUGGUUUUUGUUUAACCAUUAUUGUAUUAGUAUUUUUAAUGGUAAAAUAAUAUUAGUGUUAAACAUAUAAAUUUUUUUAGAACAAUGUUGUCUAUUCGAAUCUAUGUUUAAAAAAGGAGGGCUGUUAUUUGAAAAUCAAAAAUGUACACCUUCAUUUCCACCCAAUUCAUUAGGUAUAGGUUUUAGGUUUAAGUUUUAUAGUUGUAGGGGUAAUAUAUUGAAAAUAGUAUUAAAAUAAAUGUUAAAUGAUUCAAUAAUGAUUAGAUCACUCAGUAUGUUUUCAAACUUUCAGUGUAAAUCUUUAAAAUAAAUUAGCUGAAGUGUAUUUAUUUCUGUGCUUUAAUCAUGUCAAAAAUACGUUAUGGAUGUCAAAUAAUGAUUAUAAAUUCUGCAAUUUAUAUAAUGUUUACUUAGACAAGACAAAUUUUAUACCUAUAUUUUAAUAUAAAUAUUAUAUGUUAUUUGUUUGAUUGUCCUUAUUUCAUUAUAGGUACUUAAAAUAUGUUAUUUAUUAAUAGAUACUUAAAACUCUCACUGUUUGUCAUUGUUUUACUGGUGUUGAAUGGAUGUCCCCUAAGCCCGCUAGUUUUAUAAAUUUAAGAUGGAAAUAACCUACAAAAUAUUGUUAUCAACUACCUAGUUGUUUGCAUAAAAUACAAUUAAGUGUAUUAAGUGUAGAAAAAAUUAACAUCUAUAUAAAUUAAUCUGACUGGUUAGUCAUUGACAUAUAAAAAUAUUUUUUUUUUCACGUUAUUAUUUAUUUUUCUUAUCUUGAAAAUUAUUAGUAAUAUUAAUACUUAUAGUUUAUUGAAUUAUACAAAUUUAAAUGAUUUCCAAAUAAUUUAUUUAAUAUGUUUACAAUGCUAUAUGCAUUUAUUCGUUGAUUAUUCAUACAAAAUAUUUUCAUGAUUCAUUCCUAUGGUAUUUAUUAUUUUAUAACUAGACCUACUAUGAAAUGUUAAAAUUUAAGAUCCAUAAAUGUACACUUCAUGGUACCUUAAAACUACUUGCUAGUAUUAUAUUGAAAAUAAUAAUAAUAAUUGUUAUUAUUAUUAAUUUUAUUUAGCCUGAAUUAUGGUAUUUAGGUAUUUUAAAAAUUUAACAUCAGUUGGUAUAUCACUAAACAUUAAAUCCAUUUUAUCUUCGUAAUUUUCAUAAUAUUAUUGUACUUAAAAAUUUUGAAACACAAUAUUUACUUGAAAAGUUACAAAUAAUGAAAUAAAUCAACUAACUAUUGAAUAGUUUAUGCUAUUAACAAUAUUUCAAGUUAAGAGAUUUAGGGGAUAUCCAAUUGUUUUUGCAAAGUUAUUAUUGGAGUUUGUAGUUAAGAAUAUAAAUAUUCAAAUUUUGAUUUUCCCAUGGGUUUUCAUAGUUAAUGGAAAAAACCCGAAAAAAUGUAGGAAAAAUAGGAAAAUUUAUGAAUAUUUAAAUUUUAAAUAUUACAGCAUUUCAAAACAUGCAUAACCGAAUUCCACUUACAAUCAUUUUUUAUUAGCAAUAGUUAAUUGUUGCAUACAGAUAUCAGUACAUUUAAUUUCUCUUCUACCUUCCCAAUUUUUCACUUACAACAGUAGUCCUUGUAUAAUGUGAAGUAUGACUGUUUAUUUUUUUUUAAAUUGAGUGUCACUAUAUACGAGUAUUAAUUUAUAUAGUAUAAAGAAUAAGUUGUGGAACUAUAAAUUCUUGUAUAUUAUAAUUUAAUAAUUUAAUUAUCUAUACAAAUUUUUUUUUUUCAGCAAUGGGAAAUUUUGUUUAAUCGAGUGAGUAUAAGUUUUUCUUUUUUUUUUAAAUAAACUUUUUAUUUUGAUUCAUCAAUUGUAUUUUGUAUUAGUUUGACAGAAACCGUGAUGGAAAAAUAUCUGUUCAUGAUCUUUACCAUGUUUUAAAACAAGAAUCUGGUGAUCAAUACAAUGUUCCACCUAAAGUGUUGACAAUCAUUGCACAUAGAGCUGAUCAUGAUCAAGAUGGAUACAUUAAUUUUAGAGAGUUUUUAAAUUUAGUAAGUUUAGUUAUAUUCUUUAAUAUACAGUUAUUUCUAGAACUUUAACUUAAAUAUCAAUUUGUUUGGUUAGAUGGAAGAAGAGCCCAUUGCUAAAAAUUUAGGCAAAAGUAUACUUAACAAAUAUAUACAUUAUACAGUUGUACCAAGAGAACAUCAUCGUGUAAGGGCAGGGUUAAGAAGUGGACAAGAUCUUACUGAUGGUGAUUAUGAAGACCAAUACUCUUGCAACCCACCUGCAUUAUGUAUGAUAAUUGUUAGUCUUAUUGAAGUAAGUUAAUACUUUUAUACACAGUUAUUCAAACAAGUUUAAAAAUAACUAAAUAAAUAAUAUUAUUUUUAGUCAGAAAUUUGUAAAAUAAUAAAUUUGUUAUAAGGUUCUAAUUCACUGAUAAAAAUAGCCUUUAAAAAUGCUAUAGUGGUUUAUGUAUUUAAAAUCAUUAAUUGGUUUAAAUGUUGUACAACAAAAACUAAACAUAAAUACUUCAACAUAUUUGCAAUUAAAUAUACAAUAUUUAUUAUUUAUUUAUUUUAUUUCUAUUGUCUGUAUUCAAUUUUGAAAUUGAAAAAAAAAAUUGUUUUUAUCCCAGUAUUCAAUAGAGGUUAAGCCCUGAUUAAUUAUAAUAUUAUACAUUUUUUCAAUUCAUUGACUACUACUAAUUUAUUUGUAAUAUAAAAUAUAAAAACAUAUUCAUUAGUGAAAUUUGAUUGAGAUCUUACAAUUUUUAAUAUUACUAAUACAUAUUUAGUAUUCAACAACCUAGUAUUUUAUUAAGAUAUUGCCGAGUUAAUAAUUAUUGGCUACCAGUGGCAGAUGGGUUCCUUGUAAUUUGGUUUCAAGGCCUUAUUUUAUGUUUGUAUUUAUUUAAAAGCCCUAGAAUUCAGUUCCCCAAUAACAGAAAAUAGUCCUGAUAUAGAUUUUGUAAUUUGUUAUUUUUUUGAUAAUUAAUCUAUUUUUCUUAACUAUUCAUAUAACAUGAUUACAUCCAAAUUUAUUUUUAGUGACAAAAAAUGUUUUGUUUCACAUUAAAAUGAUACUAGUAUUACAAAUGUAAUGGCACUGGGUUGUAUACCAGUCUUAUUUAGUAUUCAGUACUGGUUUCAAGCUUAGAGUCUAAGUGAUAUUAUAAAAUCUAUAUAAUUAGCAAAUUACAAGUCAUAUUACAAUUUUUAGACUUAAUUUUUAUUUUUAAUAGGUAUUAUUUUUUUGUUGGGAUGUUUUGAAAUUAAAUACAACUGAGUCAAUUCAUGGACCUAUGGCAUCAACAUUUAUUUACAAUCCACAUCGUAGACGUGAAGUUUGGCGGUAUUUUACUUACAUGUUUGUACAUGUUGGGUAAGUUUAUAUUUAAAUAAAUAAUAGUUGUUAAACAUGUAAACUGGAGAUAAUAAUAAUAUUUCAUAUUACUGAUUUUAGAAACACUCACUUGGUAGUUAAUUUAAUAGUACAGUUGUUACUUGGAGUACCAUUAGAGAUGGUACAUCAUGGUUGGAGAGUACUUUUAAUUUAUUUGUCAGGUGUUUUAGCUGGUUCACUAGCUACUUCAGUGACAGAUCCUACAGUUUAUUUGGCUGGUGCUUCUGGAGGUGUUUAUGCUCUUAUAACAGCUCAUGUAGCUACUAUAAUUAUUGUAAGUUUAUUAAAAAGAUACAUCAUUAUAAAUGAUGAAAUUAGAAAAUAAAAGAGAAAAAAAUAUUUUUAAAUACAUGGUACAGGAUAAUGUUUUUAUUGCACCAACGUUAUUGAAAUAAAUUUUAAUUUACAAUGUGAUACAGUAAACAAAAUAUUCAUAUUAUAGAAUGCAUUAAUUGUAAUGAUAAUUUGUAUAUUAUACAUAAGCACAUUACCUGUUAUCUAUAUAAUUAUUUCUUAAUAGUUACUUAUUUAAUUUGAUUUCUUCUUAAAAAAAAGUUUUCAAAAUUGUACUGUGUUAAAUGUUUACAUUAAUUUUAUAGAAUUGGUCUGAAAUGGAUUUUGCGAUUUACCAAUUAUUAAUAUUUGGAUUUUUAAUAACAUUUGAUACUGGAUCAUCUAUUUACAAUCGCUAUUUUGUGAAUGUAGAUAAUCAGGUAUGUGAUUAACUGAUUAAUGGUAUAGUAUGAAAUAUUUUUUUAAUUUUAAUAUAGUUUUUAAAAAUGUUUGUCUAGAUUGGUUAUACUGCGCACUUGGCUGGUGCUAUUGCUGGCUUACUUGUUGGAGUCUAUACCUUGCGCAAUCUUAAUGUUCUCCCAUGGGAAAAAAAAUUGUGUUGGUUUUGUUUUAUAAUUUAUGUGCUGUUGAUAGGCUCAGCAGUAAUAUGGAAUGCAGUUUUUCUUGAAUAUUUUUGCAAAGAACAAUUUUAAUUAUUUAAUAUACUAUCUAUGGUAGUUCUGAUGAAAUGUUAUAAGAUCAGUCGUUAAGUACAAUUUUUAUACAAAUAUUUAUAAUUUUGGUUGUUUUUAAAAUAUAUGUAUAUAAAUUAAUUUUAUUUGACAAAUAGUUUUCAUAAAAUGUAUACGCUUAUGUUUUAUAGUAUUAUUGAAAAUUUAAUUGGUUUUUUUUUUCUAAAUUUUAUUUGUGACACAUUAAAUUUCACAUGAUUACAAGACUGCAAAUUAACUUUAUUUGUUAAUGUACAUUCAUACAUUUUAAAUCACUGAACUAUAUACUAGUAUAUAAUUCAGAGUUUAAGACACAUUUACAUUUAAUAUUUCCUAACACAUGUAUCCCACAAAGAAUAUAAUUUUAAAUAUGCCUAUUAUAAAUCAACAGUCAAUUUUUUAUUAUAAAAUAUAUAAAUAUUUAUUUUGAAGAAUUGAUUGCAAAUUUAUGUUUGUAUAACAUUUAUUUUUUUAAUUAUAAUAUUAUAUGAAUUCAAUUGUUACAAAUUAAAAAUGUUCCUUUGCUACAAUAAGUCUUAUAAACUAAACUAUUAAAUUGUAUUUUUUUUCUUAUGCCAUAUUUUAUUAUUUCUUGUAUACAUAUAAAUUAUAUUUAUAAUAUUUUUUUAUUUUUUAUUUUGCCAGGGUCAAAAAUAAUUUAAAUGGCUCUGUAAUAAUUUUAAGGAAAACAAUUAUGUAAACACUUUAUUUUUAUAAUUAUAAGCACAAUUAUUUUAUUAAGACAAUCAUAGUUCCAUAAUUUUGUAAAAAUACAAUAUUUUAUAUUUAUUAAUGCAUA
Cinara cedri is the source of this 5975-nucleotide messenger RNA. The record is from the annotation of a GenBank genome assembly. Lineage: Eukaryota; Metazoa; Arthropoda; Insecta; Hemiptera; Aphididae.